AUGUUCGUUCGCGUUCCGGAGAUUGUAAGCAAAGAGACGGUUUCGGUUGCUUUGGUGGGCAAGGUGCUGUGUGAGCUUGAUCUCGUUGGGUUCGCACUGUUUGCACCGGCGGCUGUUAUGUUUCUCAUGGCGCUGCAGUUUGGCAGUGGAGAGGCUUACGCUUGGAACAGCGCGACCGUCAUCGGUUUGGUCUGUGGCGCUGCUGUGAUGGCCCUGUUCUUCAUCGCUUGGGAGACAAGAAUGGGCGAUCGAGCUAUGAUUCCUGGUCGCUUACUUCGAAAGCGUGUCGUAUGGACUAGCUGCGUGUUCGGCUCGGCACUCAUGUGUUGCAGUAUCGUUGCGAGCAAUUGGCUUCCCACCUACUUCCAGGCGGUCAAAGGUGAGGGGCCCACUCUUAGUGGAGUGCACAUUCUGCCUAGCAUCCUUAGUGCUUUGAUGUUUGUUGUGGUGACUGGAGCUGCAAGGAUACUACCUCCCGCUGGGCCUUCUCUGCGGUAUCUUGACAGCAAUAGGUGCUGGUCUUGUCUCGAUGCGGACUCGGACAACAAGCGUAACCCAAUGGGUUGGGUAUCAACGGCCGAGAAGAGCGGUGAGGUGUAG
Ascochyta rabiei is the source of this 600-nucleotide messenger RNA. RefSeq lists its product as uncharacterized. NCBI's taxonomy places the organism in Eukaryota, Fungi, Ascomycota, Dothideomycetes, Pleosporales, Didymellaceae. The record is from RefSeq and is a predicted model, not a curated record. The transcript is spliced from 2 exons. Gene Ontology annotation, molecular function: transmembrane transporter activity. The coding region runs from base 1 to 600 and encodes 199 amino acids. Gene Ontology annotation, biological process: transmembrane transport.